AAACGACUGUACAGGGAUGGAUCGAUCAAAAGUAGAAGCAGCAGCGCAUGCGGCCGUGCCGUGCAACGUUUGGUUUGAGCGAAAGUGCUCGUCUCGCUUUGAAUAGAAUUGAUUAUGCCCUCUAUCUCUAGCAUGGCUAGCUUUGGUCAAAUGUGACCGUUGUAUACUCUCUCUCCAGCUUCGCAGUAUCCAAUCCUCCAAACCACUGUAGCUUCCUUCAAGCUAUGGCUAUGGUAGUAUUGGUUCGUGGAGAAUCGCGAGCUUGAAGUAGCUCACAGUUUAUAGUUGGAUCGACAGCAAUGAGGAGAUGUAAUGGGCUGCUGCUGAUGAUGGCGCUGGUGAUGGUGGAAUCGGCGGACAUCUUGCUGCAAGAGUUCCAGCAGGGGAGCAUGUCGCUGCUGGGCGAUGCGUUCCUGCGCAACGGGAGCAUCGAGCUGACCAAGGACAGCAGCGGGGGCCUGAGCUCCGGGAGAGCGCUCUUCCCAUCGCCCAUCAGGCUGGUGGACCGGGCGAGCAACGCCACCGCCUCCUUCAACACCUCCUUCACCUUCUCCAUCACCAACACCGACGCUGUCCACUUUGGCGAUGGCCUCGCCUUCAUCUUCGCUCCCAGCAACACCACCCAGGGCGGCCCCGGAGGAUGGCUGGGAUUCCUCUCGGCCUCGGCACCGGCAGGGAGGCCGCCGCCGCCCACCACGCAGCACAGCCUCGCCGUGGAAUUCGACACCUUCCUCAACGUGGAGUUCAUGGAUCCAAACGACAACCACGUCGGCGUGGAUGUGGAUAGCAUGGUGUCGCUCGAGUUCGCGGACGCCGGGUCGGAGCGAGUGGAGCUCAAGAGCGGGCGACCCAUCACGGCGUGGAUCCAGUACGACAGCGGCCGCCAGGAGAUGGAGGUGAGCUUGAGCUACAACGCGGAGCAAAUGCCGCAGAAGCGGCUCUUGUCACUCAGCGUCAACCUGUACGCUGUCCUGGACGAGUACAUGUUCGUUGGAUUCUCGGCCGCCACCGGAGGAAACAUCGAGCUCCACUCGCUCCACUCGUGGCAAUUCUCUAGCUCUGGCCUCGAACAUCUGGAUGAUGCUCGACCUCCAGCUGCGGCAGUGGCGGCUGCUGCUCCUCCGGAUCUUGGCCAGGGAAAUCAACCGGAGCGGGAGACUUCGACGAGAUGCGCUCGCAAGCUUUGCAUGGCUGCCACAACCAGGUUCCUGGCAGUGUCGACGGCGUCCGCCAUAGCUGGAGCAGUGAUAGUGAGCAUGAUCUUGUGGCUGACUUGCAGCAGCAGGGCGACGCGGACGAAUCGCCACGAUCUCGACUUGGGUGGUGGCAGCAAGCCGUCCAAACUCUGCUCGUGCCUUGGGAGUCUCUGUUGUUUCAGGCGUGGGAAGGAAAGAUCUUCAUCCUCGGACGACUUGAACAGCAAGAAGAUGAUCAGCAGGAUAUCGUCGAACUUGCACAGCGGGCCGAGGAGAUUCACGUUCAAGGAGCUGAGCUGCGCCACCAAAGGAUUCAGCCAGGUGCUCGGGUACGGUGCGUUUGGGACGGUCUACAAGGGUCGCCUCCGGUUGCUACCAGUGGACAUGAAGAGCGAGGCACCGACGAGCGAUGAGAUAGUCGAGGUGGAGGUGGCGGUGAAGAGAGCCAACCGCGGGAGCAAGCACGGCCGCGAGGAGUUUAUGUCGGAGCUCUCCAUCAUCGGCUGUCUCCGCCACCGCAACCUUGUCCAGCUCCAAGGCUGGUGCCGCGAGAAGAACGAGCUCCUCCUCGUCUACGACUUCAUGCCCAAUGGAAGCCUGGACAAGCUCCUCUUCGACAAGAGCGCCUCGAGCAGUGCUUUGAAGUGGAGCGUGCGCUUUAAGGUGGUGGUCGGGAUUGGCAGCGCGCUGGCCUAUCUUCACAGCGAGUGGGAGCAGCAAGUCGUGCACCGGGACGUGAAAGCCAGCAACAUCAUGCUCGACGCCAACUUGAAUGCCCGGCUGGGGGACUUCGGCCUGGCGAGGUUGAUGGAGCACGACAGUAGCCCCGAGACGACCAUCACCGCCGGGACCGUCGGCUACCUGGCACCCGAGUAUCUCCACACCGGCAAGGCCACGGACAAGACGGACGUCUUCAGCUUUGGAAUCGUGGCGCUCGAGGUUGCCAGCGGUCGAAGGCCGAUAACCGAGGAGGAAGACAAUGCGACGGAGGAGUCGAGUGGAUCAUCGUCGAGCAGCUCCAGAGUGUUGGUGGACUGGGCGUGGGGACUCCACAGGAAUGGGAAGCUCCUCCAAGCGGCGGAUCCCAAGCUGGGUGGCGAGUUCGAGCAAGUGGAGAUGCUGCUACUGCUCCAGGUGGGAUUGCUUUGCUGCCACCCGGAUCCAACUUCUCGGCCCAGCAUGAAGCAGGCAGUCCAGAUCCUGUGCGGGGAGAUGACGCUUCCGCCAUUGCCCAAGGCUAAGCCCAGGCCAUCGUUUGCGUCGCUUCCACCCGUGAGCAUCGAGGACAUCAUCCAGGAGUGAUAGACACUGCGAGAGAGAAAGAGAUGUAACAAACCAAUUGUUAUAUAUAAACGACGCUACCUGUAGCAUAUUCGUU
Selaginella moellendorffii is the source of this 2574-nucleotide messenger RNA. RefSeq names its product probable L-type lectin-domain containing receptor kinase S.7. The coding region runs from base 300 to 2498 and encodes 732 amino acids. Gene Ontology annotation, biological process: protein phosphorylation. NCBI's taxonomy places the organism in Eukaryota, Viridiplantae, Streptophyta, Lycopodiopsida, Selaginellales, Selaginellaceae. Gene Ontology annotation, molecular function: protein kinase activity; ATP binding; carbohydrate binding. The record is from RefSeq and is a predicted model, not a curated record. Gene Ontology annotation, cellular component: plasma membrane. The transcript has a single exon.